Molecule: messenger RNA, 1611 nt
Organism: Dromaius novaehollandiae (emu)
Lineage: Eukaryota; Metazoa; Chordata; Aves; Casuariiformes; Dromaiidae
Gene: PSRC1
Product: proline and serine rich coiled-coil 1
Exons: 7
Coding region: 259-1158 (299 amino acids)
Biological process (GO): mitotic metaphase chromosome alignment
Cellular component (GO): spindle pole; spindle microtubule; microtubule cytoskeleton
Molecular function (GO): microtubule binding
Source: RefSeq, a predicted model, not a curated record
AUUGUGACGCAAGGGAGGGAGAAUUCGAAUUGGGGCACGCCCCGGCGGCGGCCGCGCCCCCUGGCGGAGCGGCAGCGAGGCGGCACCGGGCGCCGCGCACCGGGCACCGGGCACCGGGCGCCGGGUACCGGGUACCGGGCACCGAGUACCGGGUACCGGGUACCGGGCGGUGAGCGGGCGCAGCACCCCGGGGGAAGCCGCCGCCACCGCCGUCGCCCAUGGGUGGCGCGGCGGGGGCCGCUCGCUGAGACGGCGGCGAUGACGGACGAGCGAGAUGUCGAGUUCAUCACCGAGGAGAGGUUCGACUUCGGGGUCCUGUCCCCUUCCGACAGCCGGGAGGAUUGCCUGGACGGGGAGGAAGAGGAGGAGGAAGGGGGGCCCGCCGGCGGCCCCCCGGCCCGCGACAGCGGCCGCUGGAGCCCGUUGAGCGGCGCCCGGCUGGAGGAGAUGGUGCAGGAGGCGAAUCGGCUGGCGGCGCAGCUGGAGCGGUGCCGGCUGCCCCGGCGGGACCCCCCCGGCAGCCCCCGCAGCCCCCGCAGCCCCCGCCGCGAGACCUUCGUGGUGAAGAACAGCCCCGUGCGGGCGCUGCUGCCCACGGUGGAGCCGGGCGCCCCGACACCCGCCCGGCCCCCGGCCAAGGCGCCCGCCCGGCCCGGCGCUGCCGACCCCCCCGCCAAGGCGGCCCCCAGCAGCAGGAAGGACUCCCCUGGCUGCCGCCCCGCACCAAAGGCACCCCCCGUCGCCCGGGUGCCCCCCGUCACCCGGGUGCCCCCCGCCAGGGUCCCCCCCACCAGGGUCCCCCCAACCAGGGUGCCCCCCAGCCAGCCGUGCCCCCCGCGGGGCCUGGGGGCCGCGGGCCGGGCCAAAUCGGAGCCUCUCCGGGCAGGCCAGGCCAAGGCGAGCGGAGGCGCCGUCCCCUCUCCCCCCGCCAGGGCCACCACCGGGGCCACCAGCCGCGUCCCCGCGCCCAGCGCCAUCCCCAAGCCGCCCGGCAGGACGGUGGCACCGGGUGCCAAGGGGCCGCCCCGGGCCAGCGCGGCCGCGCAGCGAGGCCCGGCGGCACAGCGGGCAGCACCCGCCGCGGGGUGCAAGCCGGGGCCCCCCGGCAGCCGCCUCCGCCCCCCCCGCAAGACGGCGGUGACCGGCAGCUCGAGGUAAAAGCCGCCAUCAUGCCGCCCCGGCAGCAGCGGGCACCGGGACCCCCCCCAGACGCCCCCGGGGCUCAGCGGGCACCGGACCCCCCCGGGGACGAGGCAGAGGCUCGGGUUGGCAUUUUGCUUUAAUUACAAAAACCUCACGUCAGCAGUAGGAAACCCCCCCCUCCAUCCCCCCCCCCAGGGGUCCCUCGUCCCCCCCACCAAGUCCCCAAAACAUCCUGCACCGGGUGCCACCCACCUCUGGGGGCCGCCGGGCACAGCCUGAGCCUCACCCCCCCCGGGGGGGGCACACAAAAUACUGGAAGGGGGGGUAAGGCCCAGGCAUCCCUGCGCCCACCCCGUGCCCCCCACCCGGGGGGGGUCCACACGUGUGGGGGGGUUAUAUAUCUUUUUUUUGUAUUUUUUCAUGUAUUUUUUAAAUAAAAGCCUCCAGCAGGCACUGUGCCGUGGAAAA